AUGUUAUCACAACAAUCCAGAGCAGCGCUGUCUCGUCUCCAUCUUUCAGCUUUUGGCCUCUCAAGGCUGAGAUUAAAGAGUGGGAGACCCCUGUGUCGCGGUGCAAUAUCGAACUUCACACGGCCUAUGGCCGGGCAGCCGCAUGUAAAAGAAAGGCUGCCUAGGAGUGAGAAAGCCCGUGAUCGAUUCCGAGAGUUCUCUCUUGCAGGAAAGGUAUUUGCAGUGACGGGUGGUGCAAGGGGGUUGGGGCUGUCGAUGGCCGAGGCAUUGGUCGAAGCUGGCGGACGAGUAUACUGUCUCGACAGGCUUUCUGAACCAGAUGACGAAUUCCAUGCAGCAGAAGAACGCGCAAACCCCGAUUUCGGAGGAUCUCUACACUACCGCCGCAUGGAUGUAACCGACGAUGCAAACACCGAAGCCGUGAUGGCUGACAUCGCAGCACAAAACAAUCGCCUAGACGGUCUCAUUGCAGCUGCAGGGAUAAAUUACGUUGCUAGUGCGAUUAGCCACACACCUAAGAAUGUUAACGACGUGAUCCACAUCAACUACACCGGCGUCUUUCGCAGCGCUGUGGCAGCUGCGAAAGCGAUGCUAGAGAUGAAGUGCCACGGGUCCAUCCUCCUUGUGGCAAGUAUGAGCGGUAUCAUUGCCAACAAGGGCAUGGAGUCUGCCAUAUAUAACUCGUCCAAGGCUGCAGUAAUCCAGCUGACGCGGAGUCUAGCAAUGGAGUGGUCUGAGGUUAGGGAUAAUGGUGCGGGCGGGAUCCGGGUGAACUGUCUCUGUCCUGGGCAUAUAGAGACACCAAUGGCAAAGAUGGUUAUGGAGAAGGAUCCCAAUACUAGGGAGCUGUGGAGAUCAGAAAAUAUGAUGAAGCGGCUAGCAAGGCCGGAGGAGUUUAGGGGCAUUACCUUGCUGCUCAUGAGCGAUGCAUCGAGCUUCAUGACCGGUAGUACUGUGAUUGUCGACGGUGGGCAUACUGCUUGGUAA
Messenger RNA from Aspergillus luchuensis, 987 nucleotides. RefSeq lists its product as uncharacterized. Lineage: Eukaryota; Fungi; Ascomycota; Eurotiomycetes; Eurotiales; Aspergillaceae. Bases 1 to 987 code for a protein of 328 amino acids. Gene Ontology annotation, cellular component: intracellular anatomical structure. The transcript is spliced from 2 exons. The record is from RefSeq and is a predicted model, not a curated record. Gene Ontology annotation, molecular function: oxidoreductase activity, acting on NAD(P)H, oxygen as acceptor.